This is a messenger RNA of Ambispora leptoticha, 176 nucleotides long. Lineage: Eukaryota; Fungi; Glomeromycota; Glomeromycetes; Archaeosporales; Ambisporaceae. The record is from the annotation of a GenBank genome assembly.
GAAACACAGAAAUGGCUAAUAAUAUCAAUUUUCGUAUCAAUGGUGGUGGAAUUUUUGAACUUGGUAAUGUUAAUCCAACAAUAACUAUCGGAGCACUCAAAACUAUGAUUAGAAAUGGGAACCAUGUUACUUCUACUAUUUCGAACCUUAUAAAAAUGAUUUUGCAAGAGAGUUGA